AGGAAAUAUCGAUGACACGUCAGCCGGACGGGAAAAUCUUAAACCGAGUGGAGAAGCCUCUCCAAAUCUCUUUCUCUCUCUCUCUUCCUCUCCAAAGGCCACCACCACAUUCUCAAAUCUCUUCUCUGUAUUUUUUUUUUGCUUCAGAAUCUUUUUUUUCUCCGAUCUCUCAAAAAAAUAUCCUCAAAGCUAGAAAAAAAGCAAAGUGAGUUUGAGAUAAAUCAAAAACAAUCUCAUAGGAAGAUUCCUCGCAGGAAGGAGCGUCUACACGGAUUUUAGCGUUGUAAAACUCAGCUUCUUUCGAUUUACCUACUGUACAGUGUGUUGGGUAGUAUAUAUAAAAAAAAGGUGUUUGUAUAGUGAUGAUUGUUCUUGCUGGCGUAUGUUAAAAACUACGACGUAUUGAAAGGUGUUGGAAGAUCAAGAGUAGUAGUAGUGCGCUUUUGUUGCCUCUUUUAAGGGAGUUAUUUGGAAUUCGUCUUCUGUGAUGGCGGCGGCUACUUCAUCUGAGAGGUGGAUCGAUGGUCUUCAGUUCUCUUCCGUGUUAUGGCCUCCCCCACGGGAUCCUCAACAACAUAAGGAUCAAGUCGUUGCUUAUGUCGAAUAUUUUGGUCAAUUCACAUCAGAGCAAUUCCCAGAUGACAUUGCUGAGUUGGUCCGGCAUCAGUAUCCAUCAGAUGAGAAGCGACUUUUGGACGAUGUGUUGGCAAUGUUUGUCCUGCAUCACCCGGAGCAUGGUCAUGCAGUCAUUCUUCCAAUCAUUUCAUGUCUCAUUGAUGGCUCAUUAGUGUACAGCAAGGAAGCUCAUCCAUUUGCCUCUUUCAUUUCUUUAGUUUGCCCAAGUAGUGAGCAGAAUGACUAUUCGGAGCAAUGGGCUUUGGCAUGCGGAGAAAUCCUUCGCAUUUUGACUCAUUACAAUCGUCCCAUAUAUAAGACUGAGCAGCAAAAUGGAGAAACAGAGAGAAGUUGUCUGAGCAAAGCUACAACUAGUGGUUCUCCUCCGCCUUCAGAGACUAAGGCUGUAUCACCGACACACCAUGAAAGGAAACCUUUAAGGCCUUUGUCUCCAUGGAUUAGUGAUAUACUACUUGCUGCUCCUCUCGGUAUAAGAAGUGACUACUUCCGAUGGUGUAGUGGUGUAAUGGGAAAAUAUGCUGCUGGAGAGCUGAAGCCGCCAACCAUUGCUUCUCGAGGAUCAGGUAAACAUCCUCAACUGAUGCCUUCGACGCCAAGAUGGGCUGUUGCUAAUGGAGCUGGUGUCAUACUGAGUGUUUGUGAUGAUGAAGUUGCUCGAUAUGAGACUGCUACACUUACAGCGGUUGCUGUCCCUGCACUUCUUCUUCCUCCCCCAACUACAUCCUUAGAUGAGCAUCUAGUUGCUGGCCUUCCAGCUCUCGAGCCAUAUGCACGUUUGUUUCAUAGAUAUUAUGCCCUUGCAACUCCAAGUGCUACUCAGCGACUUCUUCUUGGACUCUUAGAAGCACCACCGUCUUGGGCUCCAGAUGCACUUGAUGCUGCUGUACAGCUUGUGGAACUCCUUCGAGCUGCUGAAGAUUAUGCAUCUGGUGUAAGGCUACCCAGGAACUGGAUGCAUUUGCACUUCUUGCGUGCAAUAGGAAUUGCUAUGUCUAUGAGGGCAGGUGUUGCUGCUGAUGCUGCAGCCGCUUUGCUUUUCCGCAUACUCUCUCGGCCGGCACUGCUUUUUCCUCCGCUAAGUCAAGUUGAGGGAGUAGAAAUUCAGCACGCGCCUAUUGGUGGCUACAGUUCAAAUUACAGAAAGCAGAUAGAAGUUCCUGCAGCAGAAGCAACCAUUGAAGCCACUGCCCAAGGAAUUGCCUCUAUGCUUUGUGCUCAUGGUCCUGAAGUUGAGUGGAGGAUUUGCACAAUAUGGGAAGCUGCUUACGGUUUGAUCCCUUUAAAUUCGUCAGCGGUUGAUCUUCCCGAAAUCAUAGUUGCUUCCCCACUGCAACCUCCGAUCUUGUCAUGGAAUCUAUACAUUCCACUACUCAAAGUACUUGAAUAUCUUCCACGAGGGAGUCCUUCGGAAGCAUGCUUGAUGAAAAUAUUUGUUGCCACCGUGGAAACAAUCCUCAGUAGAACUUUUCCGCCUGAAUCUUCCAGGGACCAUACCAGAAAAGCUAGAUCGAGUUUUACCACAAGAUCAGCGACCAAAAACCUUGCUAUGGCUGAGCUUCGUUCUAUGGUCCAUGCUCUCUUUUUAGAAGCAUGCGCUGGUGUGGAAUUAGCAUCACGCCUACUUUUUGUUGUGUUGACUGUAUGUGUUAGCCAUGAAGCACAGUCUAGUGGUAGCAAGAGACCGAGAAGCGAAUAUGCUAGUACUACCGAAAAUAUGGAGGCAAAUCAACCUGUAUCUAACAGUCAAACUAACCGUAAAAGUAGGAAUGUCAAAGGACAGGGACCUGUGGCAGCAUUUGAUUCAUACGUUCUUGCUGCGGUUUGUGCUCUUGCCUGUGAGGUUCAGCUGUACCCUCUGAUGUCUGGAGGGGGAAACUUUUCCAGUUCUGCCAUGGCUAAAACUAUUACAAAGCCUGUAAAGUUAAAUGGGUCAUCUAACGAGUAUGCAGCUGGGAUUGACUCGGCAAUUAAUCAUACACGCCGAAUUUUGGCAAUUCUAGAGGCACUAUUUUCAUUGAAACCGUCUUCUGUGGGGACUCCAUGGAGUUACAGUUCUAGUGAGAUAGUUGCUGCGGCCAUGGUUGCAGCUCAUAUUUCCGAACUGUUCAGACGUUCAAAGGCUUUGACGCAUGCGUUGUCUGGGUUGAUGAGAUGUAAGUGGGACAAGGAAAUUCAUAAACGAGCGUCAUCAUUAUAUAACCUCAUUGAUGUUCACAGCAAAGUUGUUGCAUCCAUUGUUGACAAAGCUGAACCCUUAGAAGCCUACCUUAAGAAUUCACCGGUUCAGAAGGACUCUCUUACCUGUUUAAACUGGAAACAACAAAACACCUCAUGCUUUGAUACAGCGGUGACAUCUGCCUCACGGACUGAAAUGAAUCCAAGAGGCAACCAUAAGUUUGCUAGACAUUCAGAUGAAGGAUCAGGAAGACCCUCGGAGAAGGGUAUCAAAGAAUUCCUCUUGGAUGCUUCUGAUCUAGCAAAUUUCCUCACAGCUGAUAGACUUGCAGGGUUCUAUUGUGGUACACAAAAACUUUUGAGGUCAGUGCUUGCAGAGAAACCGGAGCUGUCUUUCUCCGUUGUUUCAUUAUUAUGGCACAAACUGAUUGCUGCUCCUGAAAUCCAACCCACCGCAGAAAGCACCUCUGCGCAACAAGGAUGGAGACAGGUUGUUGAUGCGCUAUGCAAUGUCGUAUCUGCAACGCCAGCAAAAGCAGCUGCAGCAGUUGUUCUUCAGGCUGAGAGAGAGUUGCAGCCUUGGAUCGCCAAAUAUGACGAAGAAGGCCAAAAAAUGUGGAAAAUCAAUCAACGUAUAGUCAAAGUGUUGGUGGAACUCAUGCGCAAUCAUGACAGGCCUGAGUCACUGGUGAUUCUAGCAAGUGCAUCAGAUCUUCUUCUGCGGGCAACUGAUGGAAUGCUUGUUGAUGGAGAAGCUUGUACAUUACCCCAACUCGAGCUACUUGAAGCCACUGCAAGAGCAAUACAGCCGGUGCUAGCUUGGGGACCAUCUGGACUAGCAGUGGUUGACGGUUUAUCCAAUCUAUUGAAGUGUCGUCUACCAGCAACAAUACGGUGCCUGUCACACCCAAGUGCACAUGUACGUGCCUUAAGCACGUCAGUACUACGAGACAUCAUGAACCAAAGCUCUAUACCUAUUAAGGUAACUCCAAAACUGCCAACAACAGAGAAGAACGGAAUGCAUAGCCCGUCCUAUCGGUUCUUCAACGCUGCCACAAUAGACUGGAAAGCCGACAUCCAAAAAUGCUUGAACUGGGAAGCUCACAGUUUGCUCUCCACAACUAUGCCUACUCAGUUUCUUGACACGGCGGCUCGAGAAUUAGGCUGUACCAUAUCCUUGUCCCAAUAACAAGCGUCCCACUUUUGUUUUUUUUGGUAAUUUUUAGUGCUCCUAGACAAAAAAAAAUAUUUGGACGUAGUAGAGCAAGAAGAAUAUAAAUAGCUUGUUGUAUGUAAUAUGUAUGAUGAGUGACUAACGCAAUCACUCCCACAGGCGUUAGAUUUGCCAUCGCUCGGGGUUCUUAUAUAACUCGACCUCUUCUUUGUACAUUUUAAAUGAUGAAGUAGCUCAACCUUUUUUUUU
Camelina sativa (false flax) is the source of this 4234-nucleotide messenger RNA. The record is from RefSeq and is a predicted model, not a curated record. Lineage: Eukaryota; Viridiplantae; Streptophyta; Magnoliopsida; Brassicales; Brassicaceae.